GAAUCAUGUCGGUUCGAACUCCAAAACCUCCCGAUCGGUAAUCCGUUCGUAUAUACUCCGAAUAGUCAUCGGUCGUACAUCAAUCGCUUUGCUCUCGUCGGUAUCGUACAUAACUAGCUCGUGCGCACUUGCUACCUAUCGUCGACGUAUACUAGUACUAAUGCCACUAAAUCUGCAUGCUAUCGUGACUACAACAUUUGACAUGCACAUCAUACCAGGCGCCUUGAGUCAAGUGACAAUUUGCAUUCCCACUAUUAGCAUCGUAGUUUGACCGUCAAUACGGUUUACCUUUUGGGGGGUUGAAGUGUGUUCGACAUUUUCCCGACAAAAAUUGUAUGUUGUAGGCACCAAAGAACCAACCACCCCCACGCUCCGGCGCGUAGCGGUUAUUUACUGAAUUUUGUGGGAAAUUGUCAGCGCGGAAUGAAAAUUGCGACUGCUCCUGCAUCGGGUGUGGCGGAAAGUUUGGCUGCCCUUGCUGCAUCGCAGCGCCGGCUGCGGCCGUUCCAAAAAUCCCUUGCGCCGCCCCGUUUUGUUGUUGCUGCGCGCGCUGGAGGAGCGGCCCGAGAUGUGUGACAAGGUCCUGCAUGUUCAGGGUAACUUGUUGCCCGUGGAUUACUGCGCGCCCCGGCUCCACGUGAACUCCUUGCUGUGCAGGUAUUUGCUGCUGCGGUGCAGGAUGCUGGUAGGGAGCUUGUCCCGGAAAGGCCCCACUACUGCUCGCUGCAGCAGCUCCUUGCGUGCCGCUUCGUCCCAAUAGCCCGCGCCCGCUUGUUCCUCCGUGCUGCUGCUCAAGCGGAUCAUUUGUAAAGCUGUUCUGCGACAUGUGAACGCUUUGGUUGCUGCUCGGGCUUGGAUUAGCGCCACCCGCGCCCUGGUACCGGUAAGGCUGGAACUGUUGGUCUUGUUCCCACUGUUGCUGCUGUCGGUACUGGGCCUGGUUCUGGUGCACCCGGUCCCAAUUGUAUCGCCGUCCGCUCAUGUUGAAAAUGGGUUUUUUCUUACUUGUAUUUGUGUGCAUUAUUCAAUCGCGAAAGGGGUAAAAAAAUUUGUAGUACGUAAGUGUUAAAAGUUUGGUCCUAUGGCUAGGUCCGGCUGAUGCACCAGUUGUACGAAAGUACUACUUGGACACGGACCGAACUACGCACACGAAAAUAGACUCUUGUAACAAAACCAAUGCAUGAACGAAUCGUGGAACAUCGAUGGGCAUAGGGGUGCAAAAUAAAAUGGUUGUGAAUUCACAUAGUAUCUUCUCCUUUAGCAACUUCCGCAUGUUCUCUGUAGGAAUUUGCUCAACCUUGAGCCAAAGUGGCUACGUUAAAAAGGUUCAUCCAUGCAAUACAAACUUCAACAACCUCAGAUCUGUCAUGCUGGUGGCCUCUCCGCACACAAAUGCCGUAGAGAAGCUUCUUGUGAGAUCUUUUAGAUCACGCGCAUUACAGAUUUGCAUCAAUUUGAAGAGUGUGCUGGUCUUUGAACGUCAGUGCAUUUUAGGAACCUAGUGCAAAAGCUUAGCGGAGAGCGAGUUCAUUUGUGGUCUUAGUUCGAUCUGAUUCCGAAGUCCUUAUGCAUACACGGUGCGUAAAAUUGUAUGUUGUAGGCACCAAAGAACCACUGCACAAGGAACCACUCCCUUGCGCAGAAGCUAAAAUUAGAGCAGAACCAGCAGAAGUCGCUGGAGAAUUUGAAACUCACCAUCAAGCACUAUGCACUGCAAAAAUGUCUGGGUCUGGGAGAUUGCGAGACUUGUCAUGCUAGUCUGGCAUAACUCUGAGUCUGAACUCUGUCUUGCGUGUCCGCGAAGAGGUCCUCUUGUCUGUCAUGCAAAAACGCAGUUUCUCAGGCGCGGCACGCAUCUCUGAACUACGGAAAAACUUGUCAUGCUAGGGGGCGCAUGACAGUGUGCUCACUAUUUCCUUUCUUGCAUCACAAGUUUCCAGACAUCCAGAGAUAUUUGCAGUUCAUAAGCACCAGCAGGACACAAUAAAGCACACGGAGGAGGAAAAGAGGGA
Messenger RNA from Amoebophrya sp. A120, 2012 nucleotides. Lineage: Eukaryota; Dinophyceae; Syndiniales; Amoebophryaceae. The record is from the annotation of a GenBank genome assembly.